CGAGCCCCCCGAGCCCCCGGAGCCCCCCGAGCCGCCCAACACCGUCGCCAGGCAACGGACCGGCGGCAUCCGCGUCCUCAAGAGGAAUAUGAAACGCAGUGGAAGCAGAAACUGCUUGAACAGAAGAAGUAGGUUUGGCUCCCGAGAGAGAGAUUGGCUGAAAGAGGACGUGAAAAGAGGCUGUGUCUACCUUUAUGGCGCGGACUCUGCCACCACAAUGGCCACUGCUGCUGCCACCUCAUCUUCUGACUUACAUCUGGUCCUUUGCGCGGUUGAAACCCCAGCAUCAGAGAUCUGCACUGGAGAGGGGCGGGAGAGCCUCUUCUUACAGCUUCAUGGAGACCUGGUCAGGAGGCUGGAACCAACUGAAAGACCCCUACAGAUUGUUUAUGAGUAUUUGGCCAGACUGGGAUUUGAGGAUCCUGUGCGCAUUCAAGAGGAAGCAACAAAUCCUGACCUAAGUUGCAUGAUUCGCUUUUACAAUGAAAAGCCCUGUCAGGUGGAUCAGUUAGACAGGAUCCUGCUGUCUGGGAUCUAUAGUGUGCGCAAGGGGAAGACCCAGCUGCAUAAGUGGGCAGAACGUGUGGUCGUCCUCUGCGGCACCUGUUUGAUCGUGUCCUCGGUGAAAGACUGCCAGACCGGAAAGAUGCAUAUUCUGCCUCUCGUUGGAGGAAAGGUAGAAGAAGUGAAAAGGCGGCAGCAUUGCCUGGCUUUCAGUUCAGCCGGAGCACAGGCCCAGACGUAUCACAUCUGCUUUGAGUCUUUGGCAGAAUCCCAGAGAUGGCACCGGCAAGCAUCAAAGGUGGUGUCUCAGCGAAUUAGUACCGUUGAUCUCUCGUGUUACAGCCUCGAGGAGGUUCCUGAGCAUCUCUUCUAUAGUCAAGACAUCACCUACCUCAAUUUACGACACAACUUCAUGCAGCUAGAGAGACCAGGAGGCCUUGAUUGUCUCCACAGGUUUUCUCAGCUCAAGGGCCUGAAUCUGUCCCACAAUAGACUCGGGCAGUUUCCCGUACUGCUGUGUGAGAUCUCCACUCUGCUGGAGCUCAAUCUUUCCUGUAAUGGACUUUACGAACUGCCCACUCAGAUCGGCAAUCUGCUAAAUCUUCAGACCCUCUGUCUUGACGGCAACUUUCUCACUACUUUACCUGACGAACUGGGAAACCUGCAGCAACUUUCCUCCCUUGGGCUUUCCUUCAAUAACUUCAGCCAAAUUCCUGGAGUCUGCGAGAAACUCACUACAUUAGAUAAACUGGCUCUGGCAGGGAACCAACUAGAGAGCCUAAAUCUGGGGAUACUGAACAGGUUGAGCCAUUUGAAACACGUGGAUCUAAGACUGAACCGUUUGAGAAGGAUAGUUGCAGACAACCUGGAGGGGAAUAAGCAUGUUACCCACAUGGACUUGCGAGACAAUCAGUUAACUGACCUGGAUCUCAGCUCCUUGGGCAGCCUGGAGCAGCUGCAUUGUGAACGGAACCAGCUGCGGGAGCUAACAUUGAGUGGUUACACCCUCCGGGCCCUCUAUGCCAGUUCUAACAGGCUGACAGCAGUGAAUGUUUAUCCAGUUCCUAGCCUGCUGACCUGUCUAGAACUGUCCCGGAACCUCCUUGAGUGUGUCCCUGACUGGGCCUGUGAAGCAAAGAAGAUUGAGAUAUUAGACGUGAGCUAUAAUCUCCUCACCGAGAUCCCCGUGAGACUCCUCACUAGCCUGAGUCUUAGGAAGCUGAUGGUGGGACACAACCAUAUUCACAACCUUCCAGCCCUGCUGGAGCACAUUCCUUUAGAGGUGCUCGAUCUUCAGCAUAACUUGCUUACCCGGCUUCCUGAAGCCCUCUUCACCAAGGCCCUAAAUCUCAGGUUCUUGAAUGCGUCCGCAAAUAGUCUAGAGUUCUUGCCGUCGGCUUGCAGCGGGGAGGAAAGUCUGAGUAUGCUGCAGCUUCUUUAUCUGACCAAUAAUAACCUGACAGAUCAAUGCAUCCCUGCACUGGUGGGCCACCCACACCUCCGCAUCUUGCACCUUGCUAACAACCAAUUACAGACCUUCCCAGCAAGCAAACUCAAUAAACUGGAGCAAUUGGAGGAGCUGAACUUGAGUGGCAACAAGCUAAAAACUAUUCCCACAACAAUAGCAAACUGUAAACAGCUGCACACACUUAUUGCACACUCCAACAACAUCAGCAUAUUCCCAGAGAUCCUACAUUUGCCCCAGAUCCAGUUUGUAGAUUUGAGCUGCAAUGACUUGACUGAAAUCCUGAUUCCUGAGGCUCUUCCUGCCACUCUCCAGGACCUAGAUCUGACUGGAAAUACCAAUCUGGUUCUGGAACACAAAACACUAGACAUCUUCAGCCAUAUCACAACUCUGAAAAUUGAUCAGAAACCCUUGCCAACAGCUGAUUCUUCAGUUGGAUCGACCUUCUGGAGUCACGGACUGGCCGAGAUGGCUGGUCAGAGGAAUAAGCUUUGUGUAUCUGCCCUUGCUGUGGAUAACUUUGCAGAUGGGGUGGAGGCCGUGUACGCCAUGUUCGAUGGGGACCGAAAUGAGGAAUUGCCCCGCCUCCUGCAGUGUACGAUGGCGGAUGUGCUCUUAGAAGAAGUGCAGCAGUCAGCAACCGACACAGUUUUCAUGACAAAUACGUUUUUAGUGUCUCAUAGAAAAUUGGGUAUGGCUGGUCAGAAGCUGGGCUCCUCUGCUCUCCUGUGUUACAUUCGACACGACGCUGCCGAUCCAGCAAGUGGCUUCACCCUGACGCUGGCCAACGUGGGCUCGUGUCAGGCGGUUCUGUGCCGCAGUGGGCAGCCACUGCCCCUCUCCAAAGUCUUCAGUUUGGAACAGUGCCCAGAGGAGGCCAGAAGAGUUAAGGACCAAAAAGCCAUCAUAACUGAGGACAAUAAAGUGAACGGGGUGACCUGCUGUACCCGGAUGUUGGGUUGUACCUACCUGUACCCCUGGAUCCUUCCCAAGCCCCACAUCUAUUCCAUCCCCCUCACGGUGCAAGACGAGCUUUUGGUGUUGGGGAACAGAGCCCUCUGGGAACAUCUGUCGUACGCAGAAGCCGUGGCGGCCGUGCGGCACGUGCACGACCCGCUGGCGGCCGCCAAGAAGGUGUGCACCCUGGCCCAGAGUUACGGUUGUCAGGAUAACGUCGGGGCGAUGGUGAUCUGCUUGAACAUCGGGGAGGACAGCUGCACCUGUGAAGCGAAUGGGCUCCCCCUCCCUGGCCCCGGGGGGUUCGCCCCCACCACCGUCAAGGACCCUCCCAAGCCAACCACCCCUUCCUCCAGCAGCGGCAUCGCCUCGGAGUUCAGCAGUGAAAUGUCCGCCUCCGAAGUGAGCAGCGAGGUGGGCUCCACCGCCUCCGACGAGCACAACGCCGCCGGGCUGGACGCGGGCUUGCCGACGAGGCCAGAGAGACGUUGCAGCCUCCAUCCCGUGCCCGCCUCUGGGCUCUUUCAGCGCCAGCCUUCCUGCGCCACUUUCUCAAGCAACCAGUCGGACAACGGCUUGGACAGUGAUGAUGAUCAGCCAGUCGAAGGGGUCAUAACAAAUGGCAGUAAGGUGGAGGUGGAAGUAGAUAUCCACUGCUGUAAAGGAAAGGGUCUCGAACCGUCCUCGCCCACGGCUGAAGAGGGGUCUCCUGCUCUGGGCCCAGGCGUAGAGGACGAUUCUGGAGGUUGGGGGAGGCCACUUGGGAUCGGGAGGCAAAAUAGCAUCAACAGUGCCAGUCACCUCCUGCCAGUCACCAAGGAGAAGACUGAAUUACAGAAAUCGCCCUCCACGUCCUGUCUGUAUGGGAAGAAGCUCUCCAAUGGCUCCAUAGUGCCCCUGGAAGACAGCCUCAACCUAAUCGAGGUGGCUACAGAAGCUCCUAAAAAGAGAACUGGCUACUUUGCUGCUCCCUCCCAGCUGGAGCCCGAAGAUCAAUUUGUGGUCCCCCAUGACCUGGAGGAGGAAGUGAAGGAACAAAUGAAACAUCACCCGGAAAACAGACCCGAGACAGAACCCCAUGAAGGGGAUCGGACUGACCAUCGUGAAGAAUUUGACACCGCUUUAUAAUUCCCCCUAGGAGAGUUGUCGCAUCAUCUCUCUCCUCUGUCUGUAAUGUAGGGACCAGUGGCCCCCUUGAAGGAAUCAGACUCCGUAGUGAGUGAUCUUAGCGGAACAGGAGAAGACACCCAGAGCGGCCAAGUAAGAGCUGCUUGGUUCCUACUCUGGGGACCGAGUAACUUCGUUCAGUAGUGGGUUUCACGCUCACCUGACAUUGGGAUUCCCAGUGAUGCUGGGCAGAAGACAGGCCCUGUUCAGCCUCCGGCCGGCCACCCACCUUUAACUUUUUCUUCCUUGGGAUGAUUUUGAGAAUUCGCCUGCCAGGGCGGGGAAAAGUAUUUGUCUCUGUGGAGGAAGUGGCUAAAGGUUGAUUCUCUUAAUGAUCACUCCUAAAGGAUCUUUUGUGACACAGAGCAAUUACCGUGUAAAGUGUCAGGACUCAGCCCAACUCCAAUGUGACAUGACUAGUCACAUGGCUUUAUUAUUCUUCUCUAAGAGAACACAGCCUAGCAAAAUGAAGCUUACUGGAAAUGCAGAGCCAAUCGAACUGAUUUCUGUAUGUACUGUAGAGGAAGCACUUUUCAUUGACUGUGAAAUUUUAUUUUUGAAUCUGCACUCGAGCCAGUCUUCUUAGAAGCAGCCCAACCCCUUUGUUCUUUGAAUUAGGCCCAGCCGAGGGUGUGGGCAUGGGGAAGUGGCUCGAAAAACUGGAGUCAGAACUCCCUUCCCGACAGUCCCAGUAAGAGCUGGAAGGAGUCGGGCAGCAGUGCCCGCCGUGCAGGAGCGGAGUAGAGGCUGGUCUUGUUGGGGAUGA
Tachyglossus aculeatus (Australian echidna) is the source of this 4859-nucleotide messenger RNA. It is a transcript of the gene PHLPP2, whose product is annotated as PH domain and leucine rich repeat protein phosphatase 2. Bases 89 to 4054 code for a protein of 1321 amino acids. The transcript has 19 exons. Lineage: Eukaryota; Metazoa; Chordata; Mammalia; Monotremata; Tachyglossidae. The record is from RefSeq and is a predicted model, not a curated record. Gene Ontology annotation, molecular function: protein binding.